UUCUACUUAAGCGCGCAGGUGUCGGUGGCGCGCAUCCAAUUUGGCUGCGGUCCCGAACCCGAGGAGUCUGCGGCGGCGGAGCCAUGAAGACGGAGGGCGGCGCGCAGGCGCCACCGUUCGCCGGGAGGGAGCAGAGCCUGAUCGAGGACGCUCGCCGGAGCGCGGCAGUGCUCGCGGGACUCUCGGGGUCCUCCCGGGCACGCGACGGCCUCGUGUUCGAGCAGAAGGACGGCCGGGUCACGAUCAACGUGCUCUUCGCCCUCAGCGGGGUAAAACACGCGGGCUUCUUCAAGACCGGGAAGAUUUUCGAGACGUUCGAGGCCAAACUUCUCCACGUCGAAAGCCGCCCGGGGAGGAAGUCGAAGAACGGCGCCACUGACCUGGAGUUCUUCAUGAAGUGCGAGGUGCACAGUUCCGACCUGGACGUCUUCGUCAACUCACUGAAGAGGGUGGUCGACGACGUGCGCUCCGUCCCGGAGGAAAAGGUUCCAUGGUUCCCCCGACAGAUAAAAGACCUCGACAGGUGCAACAUGUUAAUAACCAAAUUUGAUCCAGACAUGGACCAGGAUCAUCCAGGACACAGCGAUCCGGAGUACAGAAAACGACGGGCCUUCAUCUCGGAGCUCGCCUUCACGCACAAACAGGGGGAGCCGCUGCCCACCGUGGAGUACACGGCAGAGGAAGUGUCCACGUGGAGGCACGUCUACCGGCAGCUGAGGGGCAUUUAUCCCGGCCUGGCCUGCAGGCAGUUCCUGGACGGGCUGCAGCAGCUGGAGGAGGAGGCCGGCUACGGAGAGGACCGCAUCCCUCAGCUCAGGGAGGUCUCCGCCUUCCUCAAAGGCAAAACCGGUUUCCAGCUGCGUCCAGUCGCCGGCCUGCUGUCGGCCAGAGACUUCCUGUGCAGUCUGGCCUUCAGGGUGUUUCAGUGCACGCAGUACAUCCGCCACUCCUCUGCGCCCAUGCACUCCCCCGAGCCAGACUGCUGCCACGAACUCCUCGGCCACAUCCCCAUGCUGGCGGACAAAGAGUUUGCGCAGUUCUCCCAGGAGAUUGGACUGGCCUCGCUCGGAGCUUCAGAUGAAGACAUUGAGAAGCUCUCGACGUUGUAUUGGUUCACGGUGGAGUUCGGCCUCUGCAAGCAGAACGGGGCGGUGAAAGCUUACGGCGCCGGACUCCUGUCGUCCUACGGGGAGCUCGUGUAUGCGCUGUCUAACGAGCCCGAGUACAAGCCGUUUAACCCCGAGGAGAUGGCGACGCAGCCGUACCAGGACCAGACCUACCAGCCGGUUUACUUUGUCUCGGAGAGCUUCGAGGACGCCAAGACCAAGAUGAGGAGAUACUCUGCCACCAUCAAGCGUCCCUUUGCGGUUCGCUACGACCCCUUUACCUGCAGCGUGGAGGUUCUAGAUCAGCCCGGCAAGAUCCAGGACAGCCUGAGCCGGCUGAGAGGAGACCUGAAGACCCUUCAGAGCGCCUUGGAGAAGUUCAGCUAAUCAGAGGAAAGUCCUGCAGAAACAGAAGGAUGCACCUUUGGCCCGUGUGAAUAUAUGAGAUCUACUGUUACAAAGAACACGUAAAGUCUGUUUGUGUGGUCGCACAUUUGUUUGCGUGUUUCCUGUAUCAUGUAAAAGAAUAUAUAAAACAAAUAUUUUCAUAAUGUCUUCAACACA
Messenger RNA from Gasterosteus aculeatus aculeatus (three-spined stickleback), 1670 nucleotides. RefSeq names its product tyrosine hydroxylase 2 (gene th2). Gene Ontology annotation, cellular component: cytoplasm; perikaryon; axon. Lineage: Eukaryota; Metazoa; Chordata; Actinopteri; Perciformes; Gasterosteidae. The record is from RefSeq and is a predicted model, not a curated record. Gene Ontology annotation, biological process: dopamine biosynthetic process from tyrosine. Gene Ontology annotation, molecular function: tyrosine 3-monooxygenase activity; iron ion binding.